Octopus sinensis (East Asian common octopus) is the source of this 5667-nucleotide messenger RNA. RefSeq names its product CUGBP Elav-like family member 1-A. Gene Ontology annotation, biological process: regulation of alternative mRNA splicing, via spliceosome; mRNA splice site recognition. The transcript has 20 exons. The record is from RefSeq and is a predicted model, not a curated record. Gene Ontology annotation, molecular function: mRNA 3'-UTR binding. The coding region runs from base 155 to 2173 and encodes 672 amino acids. Lineage: Eukaryota; Metazoa; Mollusca; Cephalopoda; Octopoda; Octopodidae. Gene Ontology annotation, cellular component: cytoplasm; nucleus; ribonucleoprotein complex.
CAAUAACAUCAGUAAAAUUGUUGCUGCUGCUGUUAUGUGCUGUCUGUAUGUGUGUGAGCGUAGUUAAAUCUGUACAUGCUGUAACACACACACAUACACACACGCUACUGUAUGUCUGAGCCAGGGAGGCCUACCUCUGCACUUCUCUCCACAGAUGGCCAAGUUACUGGUCUGUUGUCAAUAUGUGCUAGGUGUCUUGAUGGAGGAUACUGAGUACCCAGGGAUGACUAGGAUGGAUUCUAUGUUAGCAGGUCCGGCCAGCCCACCUGAAAAGAAGCUCAAAUUGCAGAUGGACAAUGAAGAUCUCAUUAUAACUGCUACAAACAUGAGUGAUUUUGGUGAAGUCUAUAGCAACGAAAGAAACAUGAAUUCCCAGCCACAAAAGGAACCUGAUCCAGAUGCUAUUAAAAUGUUUGUUGGACAAAUACCUCGUUCUAUGGAUGAAAAUGAACUCAGAAAAAUGUUUGAGGAAUUUGGUCCAGUAUUUCAGUUAAAUGUCUUACGGGAUAAAAUGACUGGACAGAGUAAAGGAUGUUGUUUUGUUACUUUUUACACAAGGAAAUCUGCCCUAGAUGCACAAAAUGCUCUUCACAAUAUUAAAACAUUACCACAAAUGCAUCAUCCCAUACAAAUGAAACCCGCUGAUAGUGAAAAAAGAAAUGGUAUCAACGGAGUACCCAGAUUUGGGGCUAAAGUUGAAGAAAGGAAGCUGUUUGUUGGUAUGAUCUCAAAGAAAUACAAUGAAAGUGAUAUACGGAUAUUGUUUUCUAACUAUGGAUCAAUAGAGGAUUGUACAGUAUUAAGAGACCAAAGUGGGCAAAGUAAAGGUUGUGCAUUUGUUACAUUUAAUAACCGACAGAGUGCUCAGAAUGCCAUCAAAAAUAUGCAUCAUUCACAAACAAUGGAGGGGUGUUCUUCACCAUUGGUGGUAAAGUUUGCAGAUACUCAGAGGGAAAAAGAAGCUAAAAAACUGCAACAAAUGAAUGCUAAUUUAUGGAAUUUGUCUUUGGGAGGUUUAGGUCCACUGGCCCCUCAGUAUGUGUCGUUAUUACAACAAGCAGCAGCUGGUGGUGGCGGCGGAGGUGGAGGUGGCAACAUGGGGGGAGGAUACGGUAAUUUAGGUAAUGUUGGCUUGAAUACCAUGGGUAUCCAGCAGUUAUUGACUGCUGCCGCUGCAGCUGCCGCAACUGGCAAUAAUCCAGGCAUACUGGCAGCCCUGGCUGGGUUAAACACUGGCAGUCUAACGAAUAACAAUGGUCCUUCUGCAUACUCCCCUUCCUCCUCCUCCUCCACUACCUUGUCCACUGCUCCGUCUGCUGCAGCGACAGCGGCAGCCUUAGCGGCAGCAGCCACAAUGGCGUCGCUGGGGGGAAGCAAUAACAGUGGCUGUUCGUCAGCUGCAACAGGAGAAACCAACAAUUUGCAACAUUUGCAGAACUUACAGAGUUUAACUGCAUUGGCUAAUGCCUCUGGUAAUGCAGGUUCAUUAAGUGCUCUAGGAAUGCCAAGUUUGGCAGCAUUAAACCAGCUUGCAGGAAACACAAAUGCAUCCAGUGCAUCUGAACCUGUCUUCAACUUUUGUCGUACUAUAACUGGUACAACCUCCUCCAACUCACUAAGUGGCCUCACUGGAAUGCAAAAUCUAGGGAACAAUUCCUUAACAAACCUCUCUAAUUUGACCUCAAGUGUAACAAGCAACAUGAAUGGCAUUGGCUCCAAUACCAACCCAACAGGUAUUGAUGCUCUUAGCCAAGCAUAUUCGGGGAUACAGCAAUACGCAGGUUUGUCAGGUUUGCUCCCUCCAGGUAAAGCCUCCUUUCCAAAUGCAUUCAAUAGCCAAUCAGCUCAGCAGCUCCAACAGGCUGCAGCCAAUUCUGCUGCUGGGAAACAAACCGAAGCAGGUCCAGACGGCGCCAACUUAUUUAUAUAUCAUUUACCACAAGAGUUCAGUGAUCAAGACCUCAUGCAGACUUUUAUUCCAUUUGGAAAUGUUGUUUCAGCCAAAGUCUUCAUUGAUAAACAAACAAAUCUUAGCAAGUGCUUUGGUUUUGUGAGUUUUGACAAUCCUUUGUCAGCACAGGCAGCAAUCCAAGCCAUGAAUGGAUUUCAGAUUGGCAUGAAACGACUGAAAGUGCAGUUGAAGAGGCCAAAAAAUGAUAGCAAACCAUACUAAUGUAGAAUAUCCUUUUAAACCGAUGCAACAUGAUGAAGAAGGGGAAUAGAAGCGAGCGUUGUCAUACGAAGUACCAAGGCGUGAGCUUGAGCAAAAAGGGAGUAUGAUGUAAGAAAAAGAGUGUAGUAGAGGAAGUAAUGGAAGAGACAGAGUGAUAGCAGCUACAGGUUUCCUGAUAAGAGAGUGAACAAUACAGGUGGCUGAUAGUAAAAGUGAGUCAUGGUCAACAGUACUGAUGGCAGUGUCUUGUAUACAGACAUCUGAUGCAAGCCCUCGUUACACAAGCAUCAUAAUGGGAGUAAGUAGAGUGGUAAGGGAGGUAGUGAGAGGAUCAGAUACGGUGCAAAUACCAUUUUUCUUUGUUACACAGCAGUAUGGUACACUAAAGAGAAACGUCAGAAGAGGGUCUUGAAGAAGAAGGCACGAGAUAUGGAUUCUUAAGAAGAACAAAACGCUGGGAGAUCCAAAUGCAGUUUAUGUUGUACAUCUCAGCUUCCAGAACUGCUACCAUUUUAGUAAUAUAUAUAGUACAAUCAGUAAUUUCAAUUAUCACUAGACAAUUAGCAGUAGAAUUACUAACGGUUUCAUUUAUUGUGAGCUAUAUCAGAAUUAAGUAUUUUCGUUUAUAACUGGCUAAAUUUUACCAUUUUAAACAAAAAAUCGUUUACAAUCACAAGUCUGAAAUAUUCAUAUUUUUUUUUUAUUUAAUCUCAUUUGGAAUGGAUUAUUCCAUAUAGAUUCUUAUAAACAAUACCUGCCUUUGACAUGUUUUUGUGUUAUAAGAUUAGCUGGGAGUUGUUCUGUUGAGCGAUACAUUAUAAACACUAAAUAAGCACAAAAUAUUCCUUGUGUGUUUGAAAUGUAAUUUUUACAAGAUGCACAUGGAAAUACUUAUGAAUGUAGUCUCACUAGCGAGUGGAAACAUUGCCAAACCUAACUCUAGCAGAUAAACAUGUCAACCAAUAAAUAAUUGGUUUCUUUUAUACUUGUAUUUGAAUACUUCGAUGGGGAUUCUUUUUGUCAGAACAAUCCGAUUUUCUGAAUGCAAUCUGUAAUUAAAUAUAUCUAAUAGUUAUUUUAAUAUUCCAGAUGAUUGCUUUCUUUGAUUCUGGCGGAAAAUCGUCGCAGGGGACGAGUGGGGCAAAUUCACAUGCUAAAUAAAUGAUUGGACAGUUUCAUAACAUAUCUAAGAUAAGAAAUUACUUUAUAUUGAUUGAUCUUUACAAAUUGUCUACCAUUCUAUGAUUCCCCAAUUAGCGGUGCUUCCAUGACAAACGACAAGUCUUCUUUAGAAAAAAGAAGAAAUACUCAAUUUUAUACAUUGCUAUAUCAGAAAUCGUAAGUCAGAAGAUAUACAGAUAUAGCGAAAUAAUUACCAAUACCUAGUUUUUUUUUUAGGGGAAAAAUGUAAAUGACUGCUUUAAAGUGUUUAAUGGGUGGUCAGCUGGUAGAAUGAUUUUUGAAUUGUCACUGCCAGGGAGUCUACACUUAGUUUUAUUCAUUACACAAGUGCAGAAUUAUUGAGAAUAUUGCAACAGAAGCGAGCCCUAGGUGAUACUAUUAAACUGUUAUGUAAAUAAAGGACAAUCAAUGAGGGAUUGAUUCAAUUCAUUCUUCUAUCAGCUGAUAUACUUUUAAUACUCGAAGAAGAAAACAUCUAGCUAGGAGUAUAGAGUAUAUGUCUGUAUAUAAGGUAAAGAUUCGCCUAUAACGUGGGAUUUGUUCUUAUGUGCUGUAGUCCCAGAAAAAGGGUAUGGUCAGGGCUUCCCUAAAAGGUUGUUUCUAAAUGAAUUUUUUUGUAUUAUUUGAUCUUGUAUUAUUUAUUCAAGUAGUAACUUUAUUGCUUCCUGCCCUCUCUCUUUCCAAAUAAUAGAAUCGUCAUGAUUAGAAAUAUUCAAGAAUAAAGCUAAUUUUGAUAGGUACUAUGAGGAGAGUGGUGUACUAGGUGAGCCGUUGGAACAUCGGAUUGAAUACAUUGUGGAUUUAGUUAUGGACCUUCAUGUUGUAAGUUCAAAUCUCAGCGAGGAGAACGUUACUUUUUAUCCCCCAAGGACUGAUUUAAUCUAUUAUCCCCGUUCGACUCACCUAGCUCCCUAGAGAAAUUUGUGGCUUUAAACAAAAAAACGUUAUCAGAGUCAACAAGACUUUCUAGGCUGACUUGCAAUGCGGCUAAACUGGCAUUCCGUUUAAAUUUAAUAUUGCUGACAUGUCUUCACAGCAUGUUAGUUCAAAUAUCACAUCACCCAGUUUGAUGUUUCUUGAAUUUAGUUAUUUGUGAUAAAAUAGUGAAAGGAAUCUAGAAUCAGAGGGUCUUCUUUAAUUUUUUGUCUAUGGCUCUUACACAUACAUAGCUUAAUGUAUUAAAUAGAACAAAAUUCAAAUCCAAGAAAAAGGUCAUCUUCAAAAUAUCACGAUUCUUAGAUGCCUGGUCGCAAGUCCUUCAAAAGUUUAGUGGAAGUUGAUAGAAGUUAUAAAACAUCAAAUUAAUGUUAAGAGACAGUGGCAGAGACCACCCUAUUUCGAGUUAAAGUCUUCUUGGAGGAGAAUCACCAACAAACAGGAAAUAUGAAGUUCCGAUUGUUGUUUGUCAUUCACUCUGUGUAUCCGGAACAUUUUUAUACGUUUGUCCCAAACGUCCAUGCUUCUUUUCAGACUUUGUUUCAUACAUUCUGAAUAAUAUAGAGCUUUCCUUUCAUAAAUUUCAAGUUACUCUGGUAGUUGAAAAAACCCCCAAAAAACAGUAGGAUCGUGUAUCAUGCAUGAUGCGUAGACACCAGGGAAAUAUGUUCUGUGUACCACAUUUGAUAGAAAGGACAAGCAAAGGGUUAACCAGACUGAUUCCUAGAUUUAGGGUUAAUUAAGCAACUUGCUAAAAGGUAAUAAUAUAUUUCUGCUAGUUCAGAGUGAUCUAAUUAAACAGGAAUGACAAUUACCAAAACUAAUAUUGACACGAUUGUCAUUUAGUCAUGUACCUGACCGUUUUGCGAGCAGAAGUCGUUAGGAUUGUAGAAGAGGAUGUGCUACAUUCUGGAUUCAUGGACUUCUGUGAUUCUUUGAACAUUUCCACAAUAUUUGUUGAUCAUUUCUAAAUUGUUUCCAUAUUUUCUUCUCUAAUACUUUACAUUAUUAACCAUAUUCCAAUAUUUGACCGAUUACAUUAUAGAGAAACAUUAUUUAAUUAUUCAAUUCAUUGCCAAUUAUUUGAUUAAUUUCAUUGAAUAUCGAAUUGAGAUCUGUUCAAACACUAAGGAUAUUUAAUCCUUCAAUUCUACUAUUGAAUUUGUUCCGUUAUUUAAUAUAAUCAGCAUUUCGUCGUUAGAUGGUGUGCUAUUAAAAGUGUUUCGCCGUUGAAUGUAUUCUGUUAUUAUACACCAAACGUUUCUUGCUAUGAACCGUGCUCUGCAAUUACACGUUGUUUGUAUGUUUUGUUAUUUAUGUUUGGCUAUUAACCAUAGAAUAUCAUACGUUAUUAAAUAUGUUCUGUAAUUUAACAU